Messenger RNA from Saccharomyces mikatae IFO 1815, 1818 nucleotides. It is a transcript of the gene HOP1, whose product is annotated as Hop1p. Bases 1 to 1818 code for a protein of 605 amino acids. The transcript has a single exon. Lineage: Eukaryota; Fungi; Ascomycota; Saccharomycetes; Saccharomycetales; Saccharomycetaceae. Gene Ontology annotation, cellular component: nucleus. Gene Ontology annotation, molecular function: four-way junction DNA binding. The record is from RefSeq and is a predicted model, not a curated record. Gene Ontology annotation, biological process: meiotic recombination checkpoint signaling; homologous chromosome pairing at meiosis; synaptonemal complex assembly.
AUGUCAAACAAACAAUUAGUGAAGCCAAAAACAGAGACAAAGACAGAAAUAACCACCGAACAGUCUCAAAAAUUGCUCCAAACAAUGCUAACAAUGUCCUUUGGAUGUUUAGCCUUUCUUAGGGGCUUAUUUCCGGACGAUAUUUUUGUUGAUCAACGAUUCGUUCCAGAGAAAGUUGAGAAGAACUACAAUAAGCAAACUACGUCUCAAAACAACUCCAUCAAAAUCAAGACAUUAAUUAGAGGUAAAUCGUCUCAAGUAGACUUAUUGUUAGAUUGGUUAGAGAAAGGUGUUUUCAAAUCGAUUCGUUUGAAGUGUUUAAAGGCGCUAUCACUAGGCAUAUUUUUAGAAGAUCCCACCGAUCUCUUAGAGAAUUAUAUCUUUAGUUUUGAUUAUGACGAAGCGAAUAAUGUUAAUAUCAAUGUAGAUUUAGGUAACGAUAGAAAGGAAGACAAUAACGCUGGAGCUGAAAAAGAAACAAUUUCUUUAUUAGAUUCGAGAAAGAUGGUUCAACAAUUAAUGAGACGAUUUAUUAUCAUCACACAAUCCUUGGAACCUCUACCUCAAAAAAAGUUUCUCACCAUGAGGUUGAUGUUUAAUGAUAACGUCAAUGAAGAUUACCAACCGGAAUUGUUCAAAGACGCGACUUUUGACAAAAGAGCAACAUUGAGGGUUCCGUCAAAUUUAGAUAGUGACGUCUUUGAUGUAGGUACUCUAAACACAAAACAUCAUAAAGUGGCUCUUUCAGUUUUGUCGACGGCGACAUCUACUAUGGAAAGGGCUGAAGGCACGAAUUUUAUUAGAGUAGACCCUUUUGAAGUAAUUUUACAACAACAAGAGCAAAAUCAACGAAAAGAACAUAUUCCUGCAAAACCCCAGAAUUUCGUUACCAGUCAAACAACCAAUGUACUUGGAAACCUUCUAAACUCAUCACAGGCAAGUAUACAACCGACCCAAUAUGUCUCAAAUAACCCUGCCACCUCUCAUUGUAGUUGCGAAUGCGGAUUAGAAGUUCCCAAAGCAGCUACUGUUUUGAAAACUUGUAAAAGUUGCCGAAAAACGUUACACGGUAUCUGUUAUGGCAAUUUUCUACAUUCUUCAAUUGAAAAAUGUUUUUCUUGCAUUUAUGGCCCUUCCUUAGAUAUCACAUGGUCUAAGUUUCAAGACCUCAUGAUGAUCAGAAAAGUUUUUAGGUUCCUCGUCAGAAAAAAGAAAGGUUUCCCAGCAUCCAUAACAGAACUGAUUGAUAGUUUUAUUAAUCCUGAAGAUCAGAAUAACGAAUUAAAAGAAAGAGUUGCGUUCGCACUAUUCGUAUUUUUCCUGGACGAAACACUAUGUCUUGAUAAUGGGGGUAAACCUAGUCAAACAAUUAGGUAUGUUACGAGCUCUGUACUUGUCGAUAUAAAAGGAGUUGUUACACCCAGUAAUACAAAUGAACUGAAAAUAAAUCACGAAUAUUUAUGGCAUUUCACUACCAGUUCACCCAAAGCUGAAAGCUUUUAUCAAGAGGUUUUGCCUAAUUCGAGAAAACAAGUAGAGUCAUGGUUGCAAGAUGUCACUAACCUGAGAAAAAUAUAUGCUGACGCUCUUUCUCCGUCUUCAACUUUGAAAGAGCUCGACCUUAAUUCAAGUCUUCCAACACAAGACCCAAUAAUUACUUGUCAAAAGAGAAAACAUCAUAACCUUAAUGAGUACCUGCAGGACGAAAAAAGCUCGGUUAUUAAUGAUACGAUGAUGACAAGAGACAAUGAAGAAAAAAUGCCAGCAAAGAUUCGCAAAAUUAGUGUCUCAAAAAAAACCCUGAAAAGUAAUUGGUAG